This is a messenger RNA of Mugil cephalus (flathead mullet), 5580 nucleotides long. RefSeq names its product synaptonemal complex protein 2 (gene sycp2). The record is from RefSeq and is a predicted model, not a curated record. The transcript is spliced from 48 exons. Lineage: Eukaryota; Metazoa; Chordata; Actinopteri; Mugiliformes; Mugilidae. Bases 337 to 5364 code for a protein of 1675 amino acids.
UAAUAGAGAAAAUCAAGAUUAAUGAAUUUACCAUAUAUGGUUCCUUGCCCUUAAGUGGUUAACAGCUAAUGCAAUCUAUCCACACACGGUCCCUUUCCCCGUGCGGGGUUAAAUGUGUUAACUGAGUAGACACCCACUGGUGGUGGGACGUUGAAGCUCGCUGUGACUCGUGUGCGCUUGCGUGGCGGCCGUUCGCGCGUUUCAGCGUUGGCCGAUUGAAGAAAAAAAGAAAGAAGAAGAAAGUAAAAAAAAAUAUAUAGUAUCAUGUAAUGUCUUUGUGCGAAAUUUGACGACGCGCUAUUUUGAAGACCACAUGCACCAAGUGGCUGUAAAGUCAUGGCACCGGGUCAGGUCACACAGUUGGAGAGUGUCAUCAAUGAGGUGUUAAAGAGUGGGGAUGUUCAAGCACUGGAGGCAUUUUUGCAAAGGGAUACAUAUGAAGAGCCCUCCAUGAAAUGUUCCCAACAGUUUCUCACUACGUUUGACAAACUUGUCAGAGAGAGUUUGGAUCAAUAUGAUCCCAGAUCUGCCAGUUUGGCUCUUGCUAGCCUCCACAAGUAUGGGAAAAACCUGAAACUACCUGAUGAUGGUCAAGGACUCUCAGGGCUAAUAGCUCAAGGCCUGAUCCAAAAGAUGGCGCAGUGGUUUGAAAAAUGCCGGCAACUAUGGAUCCAUUGUGGCCCUCAGUGGGAUGAAACCUUGUUCACCCUCUCCGAGGACUUCUUAAAUGCCUUAAUGACGGUCCAUGAAGCAUGCAGAGAGGGAACAUACAAAAUCACAGAGUCUUUCCUGUAUCCUGUUGGCCACUUGGCUGUAGACCCCAGAAUUGACAUCCAGAUUAAAAAAGAGGCAAUCCGUAAAUUUAAUUUAAUUCUGGACAAAAUGCCAGUGGAGCUGAAGAGAGACAAGGAGAUCUUAACCUCACAGCAGGCAUCGGAUAUCAUGCUCAAAUUGGCUGGUCAAAUAAUGGAGGGUGGUGAUUAUGACUUUCAGUCAUCCCUCAUGGAGGCAUUGUGCAGAAUGGCUACUCCUACCCAGAGGAAACAACAAGCAGAUCGAUGGUUUAGCAUGGGGCAUGUGGCCAGUGCAUUUACCAAGAUCCGUGAUUCAGAGUUUGAGACGGCUUGUCGCAAGUUUCUGAACAUGGUGAAUGGGAUGCAGGGAGACAAGAGAAGAGUGUAUUCUUACCCUAGUUUGGAAGUUUAUCUGGACAAGUAUGAGCUGCUGAUGCCCCUGGAUGAGAAGCUUGAGGAAUUCUGGAUUGACUUCAACCUUGGCAGCCGCAGCAUCUCAUUUUACUUUUCCUUGACUGCUGAAGGGGGGCAGGAGAGCCACUGGGAGACAAUAUGCAUCAAUGAGACUGAAGUCCAAAGCUACACUGUUGCAGAAAAGGGAAAGACCAAAGUCUUGGAGAUAAAGAUGUCAGAGGUUGUGGUUGUUGGUGCAGUGGAAGGAUCCAGUCUUACCAUCCAUUUCAGCUCCUCCCUGGACGUCUUGCAGGCUGCUCAAAACGUCUACGGACACAACAAAAACAAAGACACGUCUGUAGUUCAAACUACAAGGGAACAGAACAGCAUCCAGUUUGUUCCAGAGAGCCAAGUGUCCCUUGGUGAAAGUGAGAAAAACACUGCCCCCUACAUUUUACCUGCUCAGGAUACACCUGUACAGCUGGUGACGCCAGCCAAAAGGAGGUUUUCAGAGUCCAUCACCGUCAUUACCGUCAAUGAAGGAAGUGUGCGUGGUGGCAGUUCCCUCUCUUCUGUUUUGCCAUUAACAAAGAGUAAAAACAGGCCAUCUCUGGAGAUGGUUCGUUCACAUGACACAACCGCCAGGACCUGCAGUCAUAGCACAACACCUGGAAGCACAAAUACAGCUGCCACGAAUGAGCAGAGCAAAGCAUCCAAACAGGCUGCCAAGAAUAUGGUUGACAAAUACAAAAAGAAUAUACCACUGGCAAAGGCAGUAGAUAUGGUCCUUUCCGGACAGGGAAAUGAAGAUUCACAAGAUCCUAGUUUUGUGCCAGACACCCAACCCACAACUGGGAGAAGCAUGUCUUCUACCUGGAGUAAAAUGUCAGUUUCUGAAAUUCUGAUGAUGCCCACUCAGAAAAUGAGUCUGCAAAGACCUGAGCCUCGUUUAAGUUCGGCAGGACAGCAGGAGUGCCAGUCAUCCUCAACACAGAAAAUUUCAGUUUCAGACUCAAGCCUAGUCCACCAAAAGCUACUCCAUAAUGAACUUACCCAGCGCCUGCAGCAGGUCCUCCGUGAGAGGAAUCAAGAUCCUGCACACAAGGAGCCAGCUGCACCCAAGAGAAAAAUGUCAAAUGUCAGGGGCAACUCUAAAGACAUAGAGCAGGUUUCCUCAUUGCAUACUCCCAAAGUGCAGCAGGCCCAGAGAACAAGCCGUGGCAAAGGGAAGAGCAAAAACCAGACGUCAGAGUUUGUUCCAGUCACAGCUUCAGCCAGCGAUGAAACUCUCCAGAAGGGAAUGCCAACCAAGGCUAAGGAUGAAACUAAGCGUGUCACUUCAAACAAAGAAAAGGGAGAUGCAGAGGUUGCAGGCAACAUGGUGAAGCUCAUCUCUAGCCGUUAUAAGGUUAACACCCAAUCCACAGUAAAAGGCACAGCAGAAAAUAUCAAUCAGAGCUGGAUUCCUCCUCUUUUUAAGAGUAGACCAAGCUUCAAUAUGAGCUGGUUUUCAACAAGUAAAAACGAACUAUCUGGAACUGUAAGUCUAACAAAAUCCCACAGCAAAACCACAACAAACUCUGUCAACCAGAGGUCGGAUGUUUUUUCCUUCAGCAUUGAUACACCAUCGAGUAUAGGGGUGGGUGGCACAUUCUUACCUAACACCUCUGCCACAUCGCACAGUGACAUCAACAACUCCUCAGUAGCCAAGCAAAAACCACCUGUGGAAAAAAAUAAGCGGUACGUGAAAGCACGUCUGUUCAGUGACACAGACACAGACAGAGACAUGACAGAGAUCAGCUGGCUGAGAGAGUCAGCUAGGAAGCCCAAACCCCAAGUUACCAAAUAUUCCAGACAGGAACCCAACAAAUGUAGCACUGUACCACCUCUUACUUCAUGUGAAUCACCAGAUAUACUGCCGUUCUCACUGCAACCAUUAAAGGGAAAUGCCAAACCCAAAAAAUCCAAUAUGAAGAAUGAACUGUAUCAGCCGAAGACAGAGAAGCAGCCGGCAGCAACACCCAGUAAAGCACAUGCAGCAAGCAAGAGGCCCAAAAGAGCUGCAGCCACCUCUACCAAAAACUACAGGGAGCCAGAUACUGAUGACAACCUAUCUGAACCCGAGAAGCCACCUGCUCCUAAGCAUUCCUUCACUGAUCAGAAGGAGAUUACAAAACAAACUCAUGAAGCUUCUGAGAAGAAGAAGACUGCUAGCAGGCAAACGACGAGAAGAAGUACGAAGUCACAGUCUCUCUCGGAGAAGCGUCCCACUUCCAAGUUAGAGAAGAACUUUGUAGGCCAACAGCAGGAGAAGAGUGAGGAGAUCUGUUCUGAGGUUUCAGAGGUAAAGAAGAGAAAAAACAGCUUCAAUGAGCAAUCCACACAUGGCUACAGUAGACAAGAGAGCAACAAGUCAGAUCUGAAAAAGCCAUCUGGUCUCAAGCUGAGGCCUGAGAAUCUUCCUCGAGGAAGUUCGAAGUUCAAUAAGAAAAAUGCCAUCACUGCCCAAAAACAGAUGAGUCCUUUAAAGGAUUCCUGGGCUGCACGCCAGGCCUCUUUCUGUCCAUCCCCUCCGGCUCCUUUCAUCGAGAAGAUGAGAUCUGCCGAGAGGUCAGCCCCAACCUUGGAUUUGACCUUCUCCCCUCUCCUUACCCCGCGGGGAUCCCCAGCCUCUGCCUCCCCUAACCCUCCCUGCCAGGACACCCCGUCUCCAGUCCUGCUGCUACCCAAACCUCGCUCUACAGUCAGCAGCAAAGGGAACCGCAAGCCCUCCCUGCUCUACGGCGCCGAGAAGAAUCGCAGCUCUUACAAGACGCAGUCCGUCAAGUCUGUCCCAUCUCUGCCUUCACUGGGAGGUCGCUCCCCUGCGCUCAGUCCUGCCAGGGAACUGAAUGCUGCUGAGAUUGGUACAACGCAGCAGCACCUGUCCUCCACACCUCAAUCUCCCUUGUCUCUGUCCACUCGUCCCUUGUUGACGUCCACACUUCUAGAGCUGGACAAGCCAACGAUGCCCUCUCCUCCUCCGUCUCCAUUCCCCGAAGACGCUAUUGGUCAUAGCUGCCACUAUGGCUUCAGUAAAGUAUCUUCAGUAUCUCGGGUUUCAUUGAGCCAGUCAUCUACUCGGUCUUCAGUAAUAACUGGCGGAGUUAAGAGCAGUCCCACUAUCGUCCUGGCUGUGUCCGUGAAAACAGAGAAAACACCACUCUCAGACCGAGACAGAGAUCUUCAUGUCUCAGGACCCAUUCGCAAGCGCCACAUGACUCUGUCUAGUGAUUCUGAGGAAGAUGAAAAGGAAGAGAGGAAGAAAAGCAAGAUGAGAGGGCAGCGUUCUUCUCGGAUGAAGCCAAGGAAAUUGUUCAAGUCCUCAGCUAGACCUCAUGUUGAGUCCCGUAGCUGUGGAGAGAAAAGCAGUUUAGAGGAAGAAAACAACAAGGAAGUCAGACGAAAGGAUAGAACCUUUAAAGUUACAGAGGAAAGAAUAUCAGAGGAAUAUAGGAAGACAAUCAAUAACACUGUAAGGAAGACAGCUCAUGGCACAGUCGCCGAGCUGUCAUCUGUGGAUGAGAUGAGCCAGGUGAUGUCUUCUUCUCACAUGAGCUCCAGUCACUGGGAGGCUGAAGUUGUGGAUGGAGACAUGGACAUGGAUGAGGAUUCAGAGUUCCCAGAAACCGCUGUCAACCCAAGUAACCUGUGUCAGCAGUUGAGCUCUGAGCUAAAUAAGAAGUUCCAGAACCGUUGCAAGAUGAUGGAGAUUUACAACAAGCAAUCAAUGAAAGCUGUCCAGCAACACAUCUCCUCCAUCAAUACACAAGUUACUAAACACAGGACUCAGAGACUUGAACAGGUUCAGAAGGUUCUGCUGGAAGAAAUCCAUAAAUUGGAACAGGGUGACACAGUCCUGAACAACAUGGAGAAAGACCUGACUAUGUACUGGAAAAAGCAGACUAUGGCUUUCCAUUCUUACCACAAGCAGGAAACCAGCAGAAACGAGACCCUGAAGAGAGCCCUCCACAGCAACGUGUGUCACAGCGUGGAGUACGAGGAGAGAAUAUUCACAUCCCAGAUGUGCUUGAUAAGAAAAGACAUGAAGUCAGUUCAGGACAGGCUCCUCGGCGAGAUGCUAGACGGCGAGAUCAAGAGUGUGAAGAGAGGGCUGCAUGCUCUGUUUUUCCCCUGAUGGAGACGGGUCUUGAGUGGAGCGAGCCCUGCCAAGAGUUUGAACACGUCAAACCAGGUUGUGUAUUUCACCGUGCGAUACACUGUUGCCCUGUGUUGUUCGUCUGUGUUGAUUUUAUGCGUUUGAAUUCAGUGUUCAUUUUUCCAGGGUUCUGUUUUUUAUUGUGGAUGUGUUUGGGUUAUUCUGACCUGGAUGUGUUCUUAAAUGUUGGAUUUC